Molecule: messenger RNA, 114 nt
Organism: Mesitornis unicolor (brown roatelo)
Lineage: Eukaryota; Metazoa; Chordata; Aves; Mesitornithiformes; Mesitornithidae
Product: selenoprotein V-like
Exons: 1
Source: RefSeq, a predicted model, not a curated record
CCAAUCCCCAUCCUUGUCCCUGUCCCAAUUCCCAUCCUUGUCCCUGUCCCCAUCCCAAUGCCUGUCCCUGUCCUCACCCCAAUCCCCAUCCUUGUCCCCAUCCCAAUCUACAUC